AUGAAGUAUAAAUUUCAAGACUACUACACUGUGUACAGAAGUUUUGAGGUAGAAAAUGAAGCAGCAAAGUAUAAGAUGAGCUACACGUAUUUCAGUUAUGGGAAUGUUAGAGACCAGUUUAGUCAUCACAACGGCAUGAAGUUUACAACCAUUGGCUCUGAUAACGAUGUGUGGUCAGGUGGCAACUGUGCUGUAGACUACGGUAGCGGUGGUUGGUGGUACGGUGCUUGUCACUAUGUUAACGUCAACGGUGAAUGGGCGAGUCGUGUUGUUGCUAAAGGAAUUGAAUGGUAUACAAUUACAGGCUCGUCUGACUCUCUAGACUUUGUUGAAUUAAAACUUCGUCGGAUGUAA
Messenger RNA from Physella acuta, 354 nucleotides. RefSeq names its product fibrinogen-like protein A. NCBI's taxonomy places the organism in Eukaryota, Metazoa, Mollusca, Gastropoda, Physidae. The record is from RefSeq and is a predicted model, not a curated record.